AUGUCGCAACGGCGAGGUAGUGAAGAGGAUCUGCCUGGUCUGGCGUCUAGAUCCCAACCUUCCACACACCCGCCUCUGACCAGCGGUCUCAUCCCUCGGGAUUACCUGACGCGAUCCGACGUGGUGUCGCGCCCCGGGCCUCCUGGCUCUCGCCAUAUUUCACCCUCCCCUCUGCACACCAGCUCGUUGCCUCGGUCUUACCACGACGACUCGUCGGCUUCUCAAAGCCCACUCUCGCCGCGAUCGAGCGCCAACGUAUCUCCCGCCCAAAAUCGAUCGCCUGUCUCCCGUAUCGCGAAUGCGCCGUUUCCAACACCUCCCUCGAACCUGACCCAGACCACUCCUCGAGCAGCUGAGAUGCCCGGCCCGGAGGCAGCGGAGUCCUCCGCCCGGACUGAAGAUACGAAUGCGAAUAUUGCCAAACCGCCUGGGCUGGCCGAGGCCGAUCGUUCCGCAUCGCCAUCUGUCAGCUCCGUGCUGUCGGCACCCGGAGACCGUCCGACCCAUCGAGUCAUGCCUCGCACCUCCUCGAUUGACUCUGCUAUCUCAUCCUUGUCCUCCGCCUCGCAAAAGUCGACUUUCGAUGCCAACGCCCUCAGUCCGGCGGAUAUCAGCAACCUCAUCAACGCCGCCGGUUCCCCAGAGGCUGUUAUCGUGCAUCUGCUGAGGGAAAAACACCAAGCAGCCUCUCAAAACUCACAGCUGUGGAAGUUGGUUGACAAGCAGCGGACGCUCAUCCUGGGUCUGAACAAGGAUCUUGAUCGUGCCUUCAAAGAGAAGGAAAGAUACAAGAAGAAAUUUAAAGAGCUGCAAGACUCUAUCCCGCCACUCCCCACGGUUGAAGCUGCCACCCCUCGCACGAUACCAGUCGAUAUAGACAGCUCAUCUUCAAGUCAUGUCAAAUCCGCAUUGGAGAGCAAGAAAAAUAAUGAAGGACCACGGGCUGCGCCAUCCGCUACUGUCCCAUUUAUUACAACGUCCGGAGUGCCUCUGGGAGGCGCCUCAGUGGGCUUUAGUCCGGGCACGGAUCUCUCAUCUCCAGGCGAUGAUUCUCCAAGAUUUGCACAGCCAACUCGCAAACCACCGCCAGCUCCUCUGAAUCUACGACAACGUGACGCUGCCGAGUCGGAGCCCGCAGGCCCCGACUCCGGAUCAGAUUACGGUGACGGCGAGGAAGAUGGAAAAUCCAGCAUGGAUCGGGGAGGCGGAAGACACGAGAGGAAGAUGAUCGAGAUCGCGAACCCGGUCACAGUACCUCGUGAAAUAGCAGCGAGACCACCACAAAAUAUCAGCGGAAUAGGAUCUAUGGGGACCAUUUUGACCUCCCGAGCCAAGCCCGCAGGUUUGGCUCCACGCCCGAAUGCCUCCGGCCCUCUGAGCCCCGGCUUGCCAAUGAGCCCGCGACCAGAGGACCGACCGAUUGGUUCACCCCUACCUCGGAUGCCGAGGGACAUGUCAACUCCCAUGCAAUCCCAUGCAGCAUUCAACCUUUCCGGAAUGCCUAUCACGCCACGGAUGGCGAACUAUCCGACCAACUUUUCUCCUCCGGAUUCCCAAGCCAUAGGCGGAAGACCCGAGGGCUCGAUACCUUCUAUUGACCCCACAGUCAAAAUUGACAGCCCAAAAUCUCCACGGUUUCCUGAGCCUGUGAUCUACCAGGGACUUGUUUCAGAUGAAUACCCUGGCUUACUACUGUCGCCGAAUGCACUUCCUUUGGUUCAGGUGCGUGUGUCUUCUUCACGACUGCGACCCUCCAGAAAUAGCUACAUGGCUUCGAAACCCCUGGAUGAGGAACCCGUUUUCACUCUCAGCGUCAUCUCUCGAUCUGAUAUGGCAGAACUCUGGCGAGUUGAAAAAGUAAUUGCAUCUCUACCUCAGUUGGAUCAUCAAAUCCGACAGUUGACUGCUUUCUCCGGAAAGUUACCGGACCGGAGUAUCUUCAGUGGCCACUCACCAGCAAAGGUUGAUGCGCGGCGUGCAGCGUUGAAUGCUUAUUUCGAUAACCUUUUGGACACCCCCAUGGAUGAGAGAGGCGCACUAGUGAUUUGCCAAUUUCUUACCAAUGAUGCAAUUGAACCUCGUGACGACGAGACUAGUCUCCUGAAAAGUCAUGGUCAAGCGAAACCCGACAUGCUUCGAGGCCCAGACGGGAAACCAAGAAAAGAAGGAUAUUUGACCAAACGAGGCAAGAAUUUUGGCGGUUGGAAAGCACGCUAUUUUGUUCUUCACGGGCCCGAAUUGAAAUAUUACGAGUCUCCAGGUGGCCCACAUAUGGGAACGAUCAAACUGAACCAUGCCCAGAUUGGAAAGCAGUCCCAGAAUUCCAGCAGCCAGAGCAGCUCGCCCCCUGGUGCUGAUGAGGACUCCGAUAACCAAUAUCGCCAUGCAUUUCUGAUAUUAGAGCCCAAAAAGAAGGAUUCGUCAGCCCUUGUGCGGCAUGUGCUUUGCGCAGAAAGUGACGAAGAGCGCGAUACCUGGGUAGAUGCCCUCAUGGAGUAUGUGGAGUUUCCUUCUUCGGACAAUGAAAGCCGAGGUAAAUUGUCGAAGAGUCAGCCAUCGGGUCAAGGGAAACAAUCAUCCACUCCUGCGACCAAGUCUAAGGUGCAGUCCAAUAGUGGAAGCAAGCGGUCAGGUCGAGGGGUCGAAAGCCCUGACCAAGACAUUAGCAGUCCCGUCCAAGGGUUUAGCUUUGAUGACACGAUAGCUGCAGAACCGCCCAUUCUUGGCUCAUCCAUUGACCAGGCUCCCCGCUCACCACGCAUGCCAUCCGCUCUUUCGACUGAUUUUCGAGAACUAAAUCAGUCCUCAAUUGAGUCUCCUCUGCAAUCUCCCAAACUCAUUUCUGGUCCUACAAACGGCGCGAUCAUUCAGAACGUGGAAGCUUGGGGCAACAAGACAACGUCAACAAAGGAGAAGAAACGAAGCAUCUGGGGUUUUCGCACCAGAUCGUCCUUUGACUUGGCUGCACAGGCCAAUGAUUCAUCCACUGCAAACAGUAUAGCGGCUGAACGAAAAGGUCCCGUCAAGCCUGUCUUCGGUAUUCCUUUGGCUGAAGCCGUGCAGGAUUGUGCACCGCAAGAUGUGGAUGUGGACCUACCUGCUGUGGUGUAUCGCUGUAUCGAAUACCUGCAGGCGAAGGAUGCAGCGUCUGAGGAAGGGAUUUUCCGUUUAAGCGGUUCCAAUGUGGUGAUCAAAGCUUUGAAAGAGCGUUUCAAUACCGAAGGCGAUGUCGACUUUUUAGCUGGAGAUCAGUACUAUGAUGUUCAUGCCGUUGCAUCUCUCUUCAAGCAAUACCUCCGUGAACUCCCCACUACAGUUUUAACGCGAGAGCUCCAUUUGGAUUUUCUCCGUGUUCUUGAACUCGAUGAUCGGCAGAACAAGGUCAUCGCCUUCAAUGCCCUGGUUCACCGAUUACCGAAGCCGAAUCUCUCCUUGCUACGAGCGUUGUCCUUAUUUUUGAUUGAGAUCGUCAACAACUCGGAUGUGAACAAAAUGACCGUCAGAAACGUUGGAAUUGUUUUUGCACCGACCCUCAAUAUUCCCGCACCAGUCUUCUCGAUGUUUCUGACCGACUUUGAUAGUAUCUUCGGCGAUGCUGGCUCGGCUUCGGCGACGGUGGAGUUGACUGUCGAUCACAGCCUAUCACCCGACGAUGUUAGAUCCCCGCGCCAUCAGAUGUUCACCGACAUCCCAACACCUUCGUAUAAUCAAACCUCAUUCAGGGGGGCCGGAGAAAGUGCAAAUGGAGACCCCUCUCGAGUUGCUCACGACGCUGGCUUUGUUUCGAUGCAGCCUUCUUAUGAUCAAACUGGUUAUAGGCCAGAGAUAUACAAUCAACACCCAGGAGCUUCGGGCCCUUUCUCUUCCCUGAAUAGCAUGUUGUCUCCCGGCCAGGAUGACACUCGCUCGGCCAAGUCAAAGAGACGCGAGAGUUCAAUGCUCUUCAUGGAAAGUACAUCUGAAGACUUUUCUGUUUACCAGGGCAAUAAAUAA
Molecule: messenger RNA, 3993 nt
Organism: Penicillium macrosclerotiorum
Lineage: Eukaryota; Fungi; Ascomycota; Eurotiomycetes; Eurotiales; Aspergillaceae
Product: GTPase-activating protein BEM3
Exons: 4
Coding region: 1-3993 (1330 amino acids)
Biological process (GO): signal transduction; regulation of GTPase activity
Cellular component (GO): cytoplasm
Source: RefSeq, a predicted model, not a curated record